AUGCUCAGAAACACUCUGCUCAGAAGAUCAAUUUCAACAAUAUCCCCUAAGAAAUACGGCGGAAGAUUUCAGAUCACUCUGAUUCCAGGUAAUGGCAUAGGUAAAGAAGUCACCGAUUCCGUACGUUCAAUCUUUCAAGCUGAAAAUUUACCCAUUGAUUGGGAAAUAGUAAACAUCGAAUCUCAUAGAGAUGGUAUCAAAACCGCUGUGGACUCCAUCAAGAGAAAUAAAAUCGCUCUCAAAGGUAUCUGGUCAAGUGACCCCAUCGAUGGCUCAUUGAAUGUCGCCUUAAGAAAACAAUUAGAUAUAUUCGCUAACGUCGCAAUUUUCAAAUCUUUCGAUAACGUCAAUACUAGAAUACCAAACGUAGAUCUAGUCGUCAUUAGAGAAAAUACUGAAGGCGAAUUCUCCGGUCUAGAACAUGAGUCUGUAGACGGUGUCGUCGAAUCUCUGAAAAUAGUAACUAAACCAAAAACUGAAAGAAUCGCAAGAUUCGCAUUCGAUUUUGCAAAGAAACACAAUAGAAAUCAUGUCACCGCAGUACAUAAAGCUAAUAUAAUGAAAUUGGGCGAUGGUCUUUUCAAAAAUAUAGUGGCUCAUAUCGGUAAUAACGAAUAUCCAGAAAUUAAAAACUCGUCAAUAAUCGUAGAUAAUGCUUCGAUGCAAGCUGUCGCCAAACCACACCAAUUUGAUGUCCUCGUAUCCCCGUCUAUGUACGGUACCAUCCUAGGUAACAUCGGUGCCGCAUUGAUCGGAGGACCCGGUCUAGUACCAGGGGCAAACUUUGGUAGAGACUACGCCGUCUUCGAACCAGGUUCAAGACACGUAGGUCUCGAUAUCAAGGGCCAAAACGUCGCAAAUCCCACCGCAAUGAUACUCUCAGCUACAUGGAUGCUAAGACAUCUGGGGCUCACCUCUCCAGCUGAAAGAAUCACUAACGCCGUCAAACACGUCAUCGCCCAAGGAACAACUGUCACAAAAGAUAUCGGUGGCACCGCAUCCACCACAGAAUUCACUGACGCUGUAAUAAAUGAACUUCAAUCAACUGUAUAG
This is a messenger RNA of Kazachstania africana CBS 2517, 1053 nucleotides long. RefSeq names its product isocitrate dehydrogenase (NAD(+)) IDH1 (gene IDH1). The transcript has a single exon. The record is from RefSeq and is a predicted model, not a curated record. Gene Ontology annotation, biological process: tricarboxylic acid cycle; isocitrate metabolic process. NCBI's taxonomy places the organism in Eukaryota, Fungi, Ascomycota, Saccharomycetes, Saccharomycetales, Saccharomycetaceae. Bases 1 to 1053 code for a protein of 350 amino acids. Gene Ontology annotation, cellular component: mitochondrion. Gene Ontology annotation, molecular function: isocitrate dehydrogenase (NAD+) activity; NAD binding; magnesium ion binding.